GGCCAGGCCCGGGCCGAGCCCAGGGUUCCUGCCCGUCGUAGCAGGCGGGGGCGGCCCCGGCCCCUCUCUGAGGUGGCGUCAAGGUCGGGAGGCUCCGCUAAUCAACCCCCUGCACCAUUCCCGCCCCCACCGGCGGGGCGCGGCGCCGAGCGGAGAGAGAGGCGGUGCCCGGCGCCCCGUUCCCGCCCCCCAGUUCCGUGCAGCGCCGCCCGCCAGUUCCGCCGGGGACGCGCAGCGUAGGAGGCCGCGGCUCGGGCAGGUGUCGAGGCUCCGGGCAGUUGCACAGGCGGGAAUGGCGGCCGGGCCGGGCUGAAAGGAGAGGAGCCGCGUCUCGAGGCCGCCAUGAGGCUACUGCGGGCCCUGCUGAGAGGCGCCUCCCUGGCCGGCCUCUUGCAGCAGGUGGAUUUCUACGCCCGCUUCUCCCCGUCGCCCCUCUCCAUGAAGCAGUUUCUGGACUUCGGAUCUGAAAAUGCUUGUGAAAAGACUUCGUUCAUGUUUUUGAGACAAGAGUUGCCUGUAAGAUUGGCAAACAUAAUGAAAGAAAUAAGUCUGCUUCCAGACAACCUGCUAAAGACACCUUCAGUUCAGCUGGUGCAGAGCUGGUAUGUUCAGAGUCUUCAGGAAAUCCUUGACUUUAAGGACAAAAGUGCAGAAGAUUCAGAAGUUAUUCAUAGGUUUACAGAUACUGUGAUAACAAUCCGGAACCGACACAAUGAUGUAAUUCCUACAAUGGCUCAAGGUGUGAUUGAGUACAAGGAAAGCUUUGGUGUUGAUCCAGUGACCUGUCAGAAUGUGCAGUAUUUUUUAGAUCGUUUCUACAUGAGUCGCAUUUCAAUCAGAAUGCUCCUCAAUCAACACUCUUUGCUGUUUGGUGGAAAAAUUAAAGUUAAUCCAGCUCAUCCAAAACACAUUGGAAGCAUUAAUCCUAACUGCAAUAUUGUUGAAGUUAUUAAAGAUGGCUAUGAAAAUGCUAAGAGACUUUGUGAUUUGUAUUACAUGAGCUCUCCAGAACUUGUGCUUGAAGAGUUGAAUGCAAAAUCAUCAGGACACCCCAUGCAAGUAGUAUAUGUACCAUCCCAUCUCUAUCACAUGGUUUUUGAACUUUUCAAGAAUGCAAUGAGAGCCACAAUGGAACGCUAUACUGAUCGAAGCAUUUACCCUCCAAUUCAAGUACAUGUCAUAUUAGGCAAUGAGGAUUUAACUGUGAAGAUAAGCGACCGUGGUGGCGGUGUUCCUAUGAGGAAAAUUGACAGACUAUUCAACUAUAUGUAUUCAACUGCACCACGUCCCCGUGUUGAGACAUCACGAGCAACACCUCUGGCUGGAUUUGGUUAUGGUUUGCCUAUAUCACGUCUGUACGCACAGUACUUCCAAGGAGAUCUGAAACUAUAUUCCUUAGAGGGUUAUGGUACAGAUGCAGUUAUCUACAUAAAGGCUUUAUCAACAGAAUCAAUCGAAAGGCUCCCUGUGUAUAACAAAUCAGCUUGGAAACAUUAUGUGGAAAACCAUGAAGCAGAUGACUGGUGUGUGCCAAGCAGUGAACCAAAGGACAUGACCACAUUCCGCAGUAUAUAAUUGUACAACAGUCCAGAAAAAGUAAACAUGUUUUUGUUGUCUGUUUGCAAAGGGAUUGUUUAGCAGGUUUACACCAAACAUGGUUCAAAUACUUUAUGUGAAAUAAUAGGAAGUUGAAGUCCAUAACUGUUUUCCUAUACUACUUUAAGGAAUUAACUGAAUUAAAACAAAAUAUGUAGAUUAAGAAAUACAAAGUGGAAUAAAUUACGGGUGUAUUUCCAAUUUACUUCUGUAGCUAGAUCUUGGGAGCAGUAAUUUUAGAUUUUAUACAGGAUCUAGGGUAACUUAUUUCACACAACAAACUCUCCUAAUGGAAGCAUUAUUGAAAUAGCAGCUAGUCAGAACAGCUAAUACCAGUUCUUUGUAUUGAGCAUUGGAUGAAGUUCUCAAAUGAUCUCAACACUGAUAUAUGAAACAUUAAAGUAGUUAAAGCAUUAAGGUUUAUAAAACCUAUCAUGCAACCUUUCACAUUUUCUACCAUCUUCUAGCCAAGGAGCUCAAAAGCACUUUACAAACCUGAAUAAAUUUAGCAAAAUUAGAAACAAAUAUCUGAAUUUAAGUACAGAAGCUCCAAUAGGCAAUCAUGUAUUGUUUUACUUUGUUCUGAAAUCAGUGAAUCUGAACAUACUACUAGUAGUAGAUGCAUUCAGAGGGGCAAGGCAACAGCUGUACACUAAAUUAUUCUCAAGUUGUACUUGUAUUUGCCUAUACUGUUUAUCAGCUAUGGAAAUCAUUUAUUUUACAAAAUGAAGCUUUCUUUUUGAAAAUCCAAUCUUAACUGCUGCCUCUGGUAUAAUGCAUUGCAGGUAUAAAAUACCAGUUAUGGGUCUUCUGAGAACUGUACUGAAAAUUCAUGAGAAACAGAAGUUGGCAUACUUACACUUACUGUGAAAUAGCAGCUUCUGAGGGUUUACAGUAAAGAUUUGCAGGUCUUCCUCUCUCUUUCUGCAGGUAAUGUCCAAAUACCACUUGUGGGUAGCCUGUGGCUUUGACACUCUGGUAAAGCCUUGAACUCUGGAAUCAUAUAUUAGGUGACAGCAGUAACUGCUAAUAUGCAGAAACUCUAUUGCAAAAUCUGCAUCUUUACUGAGCAGAUCAGUGUAAUAGUAGGACAACAGGACCUACCAGUUAACCAGGUGUAUUUAAAGAGUGCAAUUAAUGUCAAAAAUCAACUUUUGCUAUACUAAAAUAUUAUAGGAAAAAAAGAGCAUAUCAGCUCUCUUUAGAGAGGGAUGCAACAGUGUUGAUAGCUUCAACUGUGCUGCUGGCCACACCGGCGAUUUAAGCCCAUAUAACAAUGCCGGGUCAUGAAUGUACAUUCCACUGAAUUCUCAUAUCCCCAAAAACUUAGACUGCUGCAGAGAAGCACUUGCAGUCCCAGCGCCUAACUCAGAUGACCAAUCCUUAACUGGUCUAUAAGAUGAGGGUGAAAGAUGUGCAUGUGCCAGAAAGCACACACUAUGUUUCAGCAGUCUACCAGGUCAAAAUAGAGCAGGGGAUGGUAUAAAGGUCUGCCUGAUCACAAGCCUAUGAUUUCUUGUUAUUGAAUAGAUAGGGAAAGAAGCUGGAACGGUAAGUAUACUAUAGUCCUCUAUUUUGUGAGAGAUGACUUCAGAUGAAUUCCUCAUCUGUAAAUUGAGCAUAGAUAGGGGUGUUGUGAGGGUAAGUUUUGUUUGUGUGGCACAUCACCAUUGUAUAUAAGUGCCUAAAAGGCAAUACAAUAUAAUCAAAUUAAUGCCCCAAUCCUGCAACUGAAUCCAGGCAGGAAAGGGUUUGCAGAAUGGGGUAAAAAUUUAUAUAAAGCAGGGGAGUGUUUGCUAAAUGUUUGCAACUGUCACUCUUGACAGCCUAAUACUAAAAGUAAUAGAAUUUGGUUUUUAAAAUAGUUUCAAAACUUAUGUUUAACAUGGUAGAACUUUUUAGAAUUAUUUGUAUAAAAUUUUGAAAUAUUUAAUCAAACUUCCACUUAAGAAUUAAAUUGAACUGAUUUUAGUAAUGUCUAAGAACAAAUAUGCAAAAUCAUUCUAACAGACUAUAACAGUCUGCCUGCAAUGAACAUCUAUCCAAAGAAUAGAAGAGUUUUUAUGUGGAAUUACUGAAGUAGAAACCUUUGCUUGUAUCUUUGCUAUCUAUGGCUUAACAUACCUUUUGAUUAUUAGGAAAAAAAAGUCAGUGCCCCAAGCAAACUAUUCCAAUGUAGAUAUUUCAAUAGUUUUUUCCUCCUCUGCUGGCUGUGGUGAAAAUUAACUGUUUAGUAAAUUUCAGAGUGUGCAGUAUUUACUCCUAGUAAGAGUAAAGAUAGUUGACUUGCUAUGUUUGAUUUACUUCACCACAGUAGCUGGUUCAAAAGAUUGAUUUUAUAUAUACACAUCUUCAUUACUGUACUGAAAAAUAAUCACUUAUUGCUAGUUGGCUGUUGAAUAUCAAAAGAAAACAAACUGGUUGCAGAAAUAGCGAAAUGGAUAGUUAUACUCUCUUGAAACAGUGGGAUUAAACCCUAUAUUUAUAUUUAGAAUUGUUGGUUUGUGUGUGAUAAAAUGAAACUGCAAUGUGAAAUUUAUUUUAUCAUAUUGAAGCAAUAAAUGUGUCCAUUAAUGCAAUUUAUAAAAAUCAGACUUUCAGUUGACUUAUUCUUUGGGUGAUUGGGGACUGAAAAAGUUCAAAGGAGUCAUCCAACCCUUUCAGGCCUCGAGUGCCAGGGGCUGUGGUAGGCAGGGAUGUUCUCUUUCAAAGAGUAACUUAUGCAUCACAACCGGUCACCUUAUCUGCACCUGUUCAACUGCCUCAGCACUGCAGAGACAGGCUUUUGAAACUAAUUCAGGUAUCCUCCUAGAUACAGCACUCAGCUUAAUGGCUACAACCUUCAGAUGCUGUGGAGCUGACAGAAGGAAAAACCCUAGGACACUACAUCAAUAACCUCCAUUCCAUCCAUCAGCCCUUCAUUCAUUCCUCACAUACACAAGGAAGAGGGGACCCAGGGAUGAGGGGGGAAAACAGUGCCUGGCAUUGCAGAUCUUGCACCACCCUAGAAUUCUGACCAACCUGUCCCAGCAGACAAAAAUUCUUCUCUUUUGCGAGCAACAAAGAACUCCUCUGGCCACUCAACCUCUGGAAAUUGAU
Messenger RNA from Caretta caretta (loggerhead turtle), 4695 nucleotides. RefSeq names its product pyruvate dehydrogenase kinase 1 (gene PDK1). NCBI's taxonomy places the organism in Eukaryota, Metazoa, Chordata, Testudines, Cheloniidae. Gene Ontology annotation, cellular component: mitochondrion. Gene Ontology annotation, molecular function: pyruvate dehydrogenase (acetyl-transferring) kinase activity. Gene Ontology annotation, biological process: protein phosphorylation; regulation of glucose metabolic process. The record is from RefSeq and is a predicted model, not a curated record.